Messenger RNA from Saccostrea echinata, 1712 nucleotides. RefSeq lists its product as uncharacterized. The coding region runs from base 16 to 357 and encodes 113 amino acids. NCBI's taxonomy places the organism in Eukaryota, Metazoa, Mollusca, Bivalvia, Ostreida, Ostreidae. The record is from RefSeq and is a predicted model, not a curated record. The transcript is spliced from 4 exons.
UUCUGGUUUGAAAUUAUGAAGACCACAUGGAAGACCAAAAAAAGUAGAUUGGUGAGCUCUAAAGCCAAGCAUCAAGCAUCUGUUGUGAAAAAGAAACAACAGAAACCAGAUUUAAAGAACAUCCCUGGGACAGAGUAUCUCAGCAAUAAACAGAAGAAACAUGUCAAAGUUCAUACAAAAAGUGCCAGGAUAAAAGUUAGUGGGAAGAGGAAGAGAAAAGUACUGAAGCGACUGAAACAUGGAAAGAAAAGAGAGACUGAAGAAAGAGAAGAUGUUGACAUGGGGGAUGAGUCUGGCAAAAAACAGAGGAGAAAAUCUAAAACCAAGUCUGAGGGUAUGGACGUUGAUGAAGACUGACAGUAGAGAGAGAGAGAUAUCAACAUAUAGUUAUCAUCCAAUCAUCUCAUUUCAGUGAUUGAAAUAUGACUACAUGUAUAUCUGAAAUUGGCAAUGAAAUAAACAUUUUUAUAUAUUUCAAAAUUUGUACAUAACAUAUGAAUACAUGUUUCAUUUAUGAUUGAAAUCCAGGAUGGAUUUUAGUGAUACACAGAGAAUGAUCGAGCAGGGACUUAUCUGGGAUUUUAUAUACAUGCACAUGUAAAUGAUGUAUUUAUUAUGUAUAUACAUGUAUCAGUAUAAUUAUAUUUACAGAAAAUAUGCAAAUUAAGCAUUUAGUAGAGAACAUACUCACGUACAUGAUGGAGAAGGUUUGAAAAAGCAACUCUUUACUGUGAACAUGCAACAGAAUAUAUAUGUGAACUUGUUUUAAAAAAAUUAAAAUACUUGGCAUGAGCUCUCUUACUUGUUCAAUUUGUUGCAUUAUUGACACAAAAGAUGAAUUUUUUACAUAGAAAUAAAUUGGAAAUAUCUUUGCAUUACAGGGCUUCAAAUUGAUCUGAAUUAAUUUAGUACAUGUAUGCUCAUGUAAGCAUGAUCAAGAAUGUUCAAUGUAAUUGUUUUCCAAGGGCAGAGGGAGGGCAAAAUGAGGAUGGGCACAUUUGACGUGCAUGUACGAAUCAAGUUCAAGGUCAAUGGCAAAAAAAGUGGGAUUUUUUUGUUUAUAACUGUCAAAUGGCUAGAAGUUGAUACUUGACAUAAAGAUUUCAAUGUGUAUCUCAUGCAAGAUCAUGUUCAAGGUCACUGGCAGAAAAUGUGUUAAAUAUGUGUCUGGUGUAUAACGUGUAUAACUUUCUAAAGGAUAAACAUUCAAAAUUCAUACUUCACACUAAUAUUACUUGUAAAUCACACGAAGUCAAAGAAAAUUUUUUGUGAGCUAAAAGUAUCUCAAAAGCUUGAUCCAAGGUCAUUGUGGCAAGUUCAAGGUCACUGGCAGAAAAAGUGUAUAAAAAAAUUUCAGGUCCAUAAUUUUCUAAUGGAGAAACAUUGGAUGUCCAUAUUUCACUCAAAGAUAACAUGUGACAAGAGGAUUUGUCAAUUUUUAACCAAGGUCAUUUUGGCAAGCUUAAGGUCACAAUUACAAAAUUGUGAAUGGACAUUAAAAAUGUAGCAGGAGGUAUUAUUUAGUGAAUUCCCUCACAAUGCCACUUUACUCAUUAUUAUUAUUUAUUUAUUUUAAGCAAAAGUUAUGGGAUUUUUUUUAAUGUCAACAAAUGCUGAUAUAAUGUGAAUCUUACCUUCUUGUACUCUGAUACAUGUAUUAUGUGAUACUCCAUAAGCUUAAAAUAAAUAUUUUUCAAGCUUUUAUAAACUUA